Betta splendens (Siamese fighting fish) is the source of this 4834-nucleotide messenger RNA. RefSeq lists its product as uncharacterized. Lineage: Eukaryota; Metazoa; Chordata; Actinopteri; Anabantiformes; Osphronemidae. Bases 1367 to 2524 code for a protein of 385 amino acids. The record is from RefSeq and is a predicted model, not a curated record. The transcript is spliced from 8 exons.
GGGUGAAGAGGAAGGGGGCCAGGACGGUCACCUGGGGGACUCCCACACUGCAGGUCAGAGUGUCCGACACCAGUCCAGGACCCUCACAAACUGGGGACGGUUUGUGAGGUGGUCUAGUAUCCACUGUCAGAACAGAAUCCUCACAGUGCUGCUGGGCUUCUCAAAGUGGGCCAUGGAACAACGGAGCAGGAAGAUGAUGGCGUCCUCUUCUCCAACGCCAGGCUGGUAGGCAGAACCAUUGCUGAGCUCACCAUGCAGCGCAGUUGAUGUAGAACCAGUCUCUCAGGUAUGAUGACUACUAAACCAAUACCGAAGGUAGGUGGUGGGAAAUAAAAAGAUCCUCUGCAGGCACUCAUCUGCUCUGUACAUACAGUAACACCUGGAUGUUGCGUGACGGAUCAUCUGAUCACACACACUUUGCCACAGAAUCUGCCUCACACAGAUGAUGCGAUGCACAUUAGGGCAGUCAUGGCUCACAAUGAGUUCAGUUAUUGUGAGGCAGGUUGAGUGGCUGUUAUUGUCCUGCAGGUAAAGCAGGCUCUGAGACAGGAAGUCCAAUGAUGGAGCAUGUCUAAACAGCCACAAUAAACUGUAAUAAAUCACUGUUUAGAAUACUUGCAAAGAUCGGCACAACAUUAGAGCGUCUUCCUGGGCAUAAGAGCAUCAACCGGCCAAGCAGGAGGACGCGAUUUCAGUCUCAUCAUAAACUGAAAAUCACCAGAACACCGCAGAUUCGCUAAAUUCUUCCUCAUCAGGUGUCGACAAGGUCGUGAUAUCGCUGCAGUCUAAUGAAGCAGGAUGCCCCGAAAACUUAGCUUUGUUGGCAGGUGAUUCUGUAAGUGACCUGUAAGUGUCAGCACUGAGACGGGCUAAAUAAAUAAUUGUUACGUUAAUUAAUGUUAACAAUGUCGGUCUCAUUAUGUGUCAAAACACGACCGCAAUCCUUCAAGAGUUACAAAUAUUUGCCGAUGUUGCGCUUCAAAUGCUCUUGGGCGUUUUAAUUUGAAAGUCCGUCGACUGGCCCCGCCCCCGGUUUCCCUUUUUCUUAUUUCGUUUUGAAAGUGGAGAAAAGGAGAAUGAGUAAAUCAGUAUAUCGCAAAUGUGUUUUGCCGAUUUACGGAACCAAAACACAGCAUAAAAAGACGUUAUUCAAUUUUCAUUUUACACAUGAAUAAUGAAUUGCACUUCAUGCACGGACCCCCUUCACUCACGUGUUGUUUACGUCAUUUCCAUUUCCAUCAUUGCUCGGUCCGGCGGAAUUUUUGAACGCCUCCAUUUUAACAAGCCGGUGAUUUUACAACACUGUCAUUACCCUGUUCUUUCAUUAAAAGUUUUUUUUCAGUUGUACCGUCAGAGCUGCUGAAUCAUGAACGUCGGGUUUUUGACGAUAUUGUGUGUUUUCUCUUCGGCCCAGGCACCCACUCCAACUCCCUUAAAUGAGGCAGAAGAAGGCCAUGAAGUCGUUUUGCAGUGUCCUGUGGAUCUUGAUGUUGAUUUGUCUAAAUCCACUGUGACGUUAAGCAAAGAUAAAGAGAGCAACUUCGUCCUCAUUUACAAGGCUGGACGCGUUCAGGUUGAUGACCAGAUGGAAGAGUUCAGAAACAGGACCUCACUGGACCGUGACGGCUUGCCAAAGGGAACGGUGUUGGUGCGGCUGUCCUCCCUACGACUCUCUGAUAGCGGCAGAUAUAUAUUCUACAUCGGAAUGCACAAGGCUUACUAUUUUAUUUACCUCAAAGUUGUGGAGAAAGGCAGCCUCAAACCACAAGGGGUUUCCUUUAACUUAACAACGAAGGCAGAAAUGUCCAACAUAACAACGAAGGCAGAAACGUCCAACACAACAACGAAGGCAGAAACGUCCAACACAACAACGAAGGCAGAAACGUCCAACACAACAACGAAGGCAGAAACGUCCAACACAACAACAAAGGCAGAAACUCCAGCACCCACUCCAACUCCCUUAAAUGAGGCAGAAGAAGGCCAUGAAGUCGUUUUGCAGUGUCCUGUGGAUCUUGAUGUUGAUUUGUCUAAAUCCACUGUGACGUUAAGCAAAGAUAAAGAGAGCAACUUCGUCCUCAUUUACAAGGCUGGACGCGUUCAGGUUGAUGACCAGAUGGAAGAGUUCAGAAACAGGACCUCACUGGACCGUGACGGCUUGCCAAAGGGAACGGUGUUGGUGCGGCUGUCCUCCCUACGACUCUCUGAUAGCGGCAGAUAUAUAUUCUACAUCGGAAUGCACAAGGCUUACUAUUUUAUUUACCUCAAAGUUGAAAAAGUGGAGAAAGGCAGCCUCAAACCACAAGGGGUUUCCUUUAACUUAACAACGAAGGCAGAAACGUCCAACACAACAACAAAGGCAGAAACUCCAGAUGGUGGAAACAGAACUGGCUCUCAUGUCAAGUACGCAUUUAUCAUUUUCUUCUGUAUUCUUGGAGCUGUGAUUCUGAUCGUGGUGACAUACAAGACUUGUGACAAGACCCAAGAAAAGAUGGGGCAAAUAAGACAUAGAAUGCAAAUAUUAUGAGGAGGACAUCGGACCAACGGUGCAGCAAACAUCCAGGAAGUCCUGUAGCACUGAUUUGGCUGAAAACACCCCGUGUUUAAAUGUGUUUUAAUUUAAAUUAAAUUUUUAAAUAUCUCUUAUAUGAGAGAACAUCAGAUGAUGUGAAAUAUGAAUAGAUGAAAAGAAUUUAUGUCAAGUGAUAGAAUUUAAUAUAUUGCCUUCAAAAAGAAUUUCUAACUCCAAUGUCCACAAUGUAACAUUGUUACAGAGCAGUGUGGAUUCAAAUUGCAGCAAUGUAGAAUUCAUUAUUAGCAUUUUGUCCUGUUAUUAUCUCAGCUACUAUUUUGCCAGGUUUUCAUUAUGUCAAACCAAUUCAAUCGGACGUCGGUAUAAUAAGCUCAUAAUAAUGAAGGUAAAUUGCAGCAUUAGUGACUUGGAUGAAGAAAAUAAGCCUGUCAAGUCUCUUAUCACUGUCAAUAACAUCUUUAGUAACUAAUGUUGCUCAUUGCAUACCUGCUCUGCUGUGAAAGAGGGAGGGGAACCAAUCUAACCUGAAUAAACCCAGUACAAAUCUGAUUUGGAAGGACAGGACUCUGAACAUGUGACAUUAACUCCCUGCAGAGCAGGUUGCUGCUUCAAACAUUGUUCACGGCUACGGGAUUUGAACCCAUUAUUUAACAUCUAUUUAACACUAAGGCUGUAAUUACAGUACAGUAAGUACAGCAAAAUCAUAUCCAGUGCUCUAAGUUCUGAUUACAAUAAGCUUUAAACCAUUGAAUCAGAAACUAAUUUUAAAAACUCCCCUUGAACCACUACCUUAUUGUGCUGUAAACUUUGUGGGCUUGAGGCGCCUGGUUGUCCGUGGGAGCCUCUGUAGCUACAGGGUCCAAGGUGAUGGAGCGGAGCAGGUCUCCCUGCUCUGGAGCCGGGCCUGGGUUUGGGGCUCGAAUGUGAACACCUGGUAGCCAGGCCUCUGUCCAACGUGAGCCCACUCGACCUACUGGGCCAGUGUUUUGUAUAUGGAACAACAGUGACUAUGAUUUUUUACACUUUAAGCUUUUUUCCUUUUUAAAGCACUUUACAAUUCGGUUCUAAUACAUGUUCUGUUUUCCAAGAUGUUUGUCUUUUGUUACAAUUUUUUAGCAUUAUUAGGAGUAAAUGUCUUUAUGCACUUCACACAGCUGCCUUCCUAAUUAUUUGUUUGUUGUCCUGAUCGUGAUCUAUUUAAUCUACACAAACUGCCAGUGUCUUAAGUGUGGAAAGUAUUUUUUUUAAAUGUCACCAUUUUGGCAUUUUAAAUCCUACAUGAAGAACUGUGACCAAUCACAAUCAAUCAAUUGUAAAUGGUUUUAGCCAUCUUCUACCUCCUGUGGCACUCCAAGCCCUUUAACCCCACCUGAAACUUGAAAUUAACCACUGGGGAAGAAAAUAUCAAAAGCUUUAGUCCCUCCUCUGCUUCACUCAUGCACUGGACAAGGAAUCAGUUACACACACGAUCAUGGGUUGUAUUUAAGCUGUGAUUUAUGACGGAUUUAAAUAUUAAAUUCUAAGUUCUGGAAAAAGUGAAAACAUUUAGCUCUGUGGCAGUUAGUGAAAUUAAUUGCACUUUCCAUUCAGUACAGUGUUUGCUAGAGUUAUAUUUUCUUAACCUGUAAUAAUCAUAGGUGGUGCGGUGGGUAGCACUGUCGCCUCACAGCAAGAAGGUUCUGGGUUCGAUUCCAGAACCGGAGGCGGCCCUGGUGCCUUUCUGUGUGGAGUUUGCACGUUCUCCCCGUGUUUGCGUGGGUUCUCUCCGGGUUCUCCGGCUUCCUCCCACAGUCCAAAGACGUGCAUUAGGUUGAUUGGACUCUCUCCUUUGCCCGUAGGUGUGAGAGUGUGUGUGAAUGGUUGUCUGUCUAUGUGUUGCCCUGCGAUGGACUGGCGACCCGUCCAGGGUGUACCCUGCCUCUCGCCCGUAGCCAGCUGGGUUAGGCUCCAGCACCCUCGUGACCCCGCAUUAGGGAGUAAGCGGUUUAGAAAAUGGAUGGAUGGAUGUAAUAAUCAUCAACCAUGAUUCCAUACCUCCAAUGUCACCUAUUCAAUAUUGUUCUGUUUAUAGCUGCAUCUCAGUAUCUUCAUCUCCAGGUGUAAUGUGAAGGGUUUGUUUGUUUGUUUUUUUCUUUGUUUACUGCUUUCACGCACUCGAUCGCGUGUAUUUUGUAACUUCUGCGGUUGCAUUCAAACUCUUGUCACAAACAUGCUUUAUUACUACAAAAGACUUUCAACUUGCUGCUGGUUCUUUUGUAUCUUUGCUGCAGUCUGUGAACAGAAUAAAUAAUUUUAUGUCUUUUA